UCCCGCUUUUGCACCCUGGUCACUGCUUCACAGCCAUGUAAACACAGCUACAUUGAUUUCUGUGGCAGCAAGGUAGGAAAGUGGUGUGGCUGCAUGCUGGGUUAGCCAGUAGGAUGAGGCCAUCUGUGGCCAUUUCUAGUGAGACGAGAAAGGAGAAGAUGCCUUGAUGAGCUUGAGACAUGACUUACCCAUGGGGCAGGCGUCCCUUUAAGGGGAGAAUAUAUGCAGUUCUAAAGGGCUCUUUAAAUCUAGCUGCAAAAAGCAUAACAAGCAGUAAUGGCUGGAAGUUAAAGCCAGACACAUUCUAAUUAGAACUAACACAGUUUUAACAAUGAGGGUGUUUAACCUUUGGCACAAGCUACCAAGGGAAGUGGUGACAUCUCCAUUUCUUGGUCUUCAAUGCAAGACCGGACAAAUUGGUGGCAGUUGCUUUAGCCAAAUUAUUGGGCUUCAUACAGGCGUCAUUGGGUGAGGUUCUCUGGCCUGUGUUAUUCAAGAGGUCAGAUGAGAUGCACUAGGGCUCCCUUCUGGCCUUGACAUCGAUCACGCCAAACAAUCAAAAUGACAAGACCUACAGCAUGGGGUGGGGCAGGGUGCCACCAGCACGUUAACAUUUAUGGGUGUGACCCUAAAGACUGCUCAGGCCCCAAGUGAAAUGCAUUUGACAGGAGUCACUGGGUCGCUGUCUGACUAGUGGUCCAUGCCCCAUUUUGGCACAAUUCACAGGCGUGGCUCAGGGCUGGAAUAACGGGUGAGGCAGGAGGUACCGUAGCAGAGCUGUGUAGGGGAAUGCCUGGAAGAGCAGGGUUGCAGGUCAAGACUGAUUUGCAUCACCAAAGCACUGAUCAAAUACAUCCCUAGCAGCAGAGAAUGUGCAUGGAAAUGUCCAGGGACUGGGGGUUGAGACGGGUCCUGUUGACAUGCAGCAGUGGUAGGAGCUGAGAGUGAUUACACAAAGCCUGUGUGACAUGGACCAUCUGGGCCACCGUCAGCCCUGGUGUACUGCACAUGAAUGCCAGCCCUUCCAGGCAAAGAUGUGUAAGCCAUACGAAUAACAUGCUGAUCCCAGGCUUAGAUUGAUUGCCUGUCAAAUGCAGAGCCCGGCAGCUCCGGUCCUUCUAACCCUACCCCCUCCCACCUGGGGCCAUGCUUUUCUCUUUGCCAAACAAAAAUAUUUGCAGCUAGGGAGCUCUGUGGGGCUGGAGCCCUGCUGUGGCAUCGGCAAGACACAGGCACAUCUGUGUACAUUAAUGGGGUCCUACAUGCACCGCAGGCAAAUUGUACAUAGACCCAGGCAGGACGUAGACAAGUGAGGCUACUUGUGCAUACAGCGGGGACUGCAGACAAGCUCAGGGCAGCAUUGUCUGUAACCACAUGUCGUCCUGCCCUGAGUCCUUGCUGCUCCAUGCAGCUCCUGUAUGUAAGCAUGGCCGUCUGCACACUGUGACAGAGCGCCACCUCUGGCUUUGGGCCUGCCUUGUCGAGCCAGUUUAAACCUUUGGAACGUGUGACAAGGCAGGCAAAUUUCCAACCAGAGCAGCCUUGGAAAGGGUUAAAGCUGAAUUCGCUUCAGCAGAGUCCAACUGGCGUGCCCCCCAACCUGGCACUGUUACAGAUCCUGCCCCUUUGAAAGGCCCCCGGCUGUUAAAGUUUGGAAGGGUUAAGGGAAUCCCAUCAGUUUCCCAGGCCCUGGUCCCACCACCCACGUUAGAUCCCAAACAGAGAGCCAGUAUGACGGCCCCUAAGCCAACUGCUGAGAGAUGAGGAGUAGACAUGCCAUGCCGCCCUUGAACAGUGGCUCAUCUCCACCCACUGGCCCUCUCAGACCCCACCCUGUGCCAAGGAGCAAGCCAGCAACAGCCCCUUCUCUUGGGGUAACUUGGCUCUGAGGCACAGCGUCUCAGCUGUCUGGGGAACUUUAUUUCUCAGAGUGGCUUGGGAUGCAUGCGUCCGGGUUUGUCACUGCAGGCACCUGAGGGCCCAGAAAUACGCCCGAGGGAGAGGCAGGUGGGGUGUGUGUGCUGAUGACGUUCUGUAGCUACAGAUGGGCUGCUCUGGGUACAGAGCCGGACAUUAGCUAUAUUGGCUCAGAUUCUUAGCUGACUGCUCUGGGCCAAAGCAGUCUCUGGUUGCAGUAGUGAGCGUGCACUUGUCCGUCGCUGUCUAUGUGUCCUCUCCCCCCAGCUCUCGCUCAUCCCCUGGGUUCAUGAGGCAGAUUUAAUUGCAUUUUUAAAAAAAUAUUAAUUUUGCUAGCAGCUAUGCUAAUGUAAGUGCUGUCAAUCUCACACAGCACCUUCCCCAUGGCUUUAGCUGGCGCCUCUGCAAGGAGCUGGGAUGGUCUCUGUGCAAUAGGGCUAGCCAGAGAGGAAAUGAAGAGAUUAAAGCACACAAACCCUUAACAGAUUUAAAACCAUGGUAUUUCUUAGUAAUAAGGUUUAACAUGCACAAGGAUGACAAAGGGAAGCAUGAGUCCUUUACUCAACACAGAGUGCAACUAGCAGAUGCAGAUGAAAGGACGGGUUUGGCAAUGAAUUGGUGCAUGGCCUUGGAGGAAGUCAGUUUCUUCAUCUUUACAAUGCUGCUGCUGCUACUCGCACACCCCUAUUAAAAGGCUUUGAGUGCUAGGUAAAUGCAGGGUAUUUAUUAAUAAAUCAUGCUUCACUCAGCUUCCGCAGUCUCCACAUGGGUUAAAUAAAAGGAUUAGAGGAUUAGUAAACGUGCCUUAGACUCAAAAAGCUCAAUCUAUUUAGUUUACCAAAGAGGAGGUUAAGGGGUGACUUGAUCACAGUCUAAAAGUAUCUACAUAGGGAACAAAUAUUUAAUUACGGGCUCUUCAAUAUACCAGAUAAAGGUCUAACACAAUCUGACCGGAAGUUGAAACUAGACAAAUUCAUAUUGGAAAUAACAGUGAGAGUUAUUAGUGAGAGUAAUUAGCCAUUGGAGUAAUUUACCAAGGGUUGAUUCUCCAUCACUGACAAUUUUUAAACCAAAAUUGGGUGAUUUUCUAAAAGAUCUGCUCUAGAAAUUAUUUAGGGGCAGUUCUCUGGCCUGUGUUACACAGGGGGUCAGACUAGAUGAUCACAAUGGUUCUUUCUGGCCUGGAAAUCUGUGAAUAUCAAUCUAUAAAUAUGAAUCUGACAGCUUGUGAAAUGCAGGAUUAGAUUUCCAAGAUUACUCUGCUCAGCUACCAUGUAGGCACCUAAUGGAAAUGGCCAAUGGGCGUAUUUAAAAAAAAAGCAAGCAAACAAAAAUGAUGUUAGUGUUUUAUCCUGCUGCCCAGUACCAUAGUAUCAGAGCACCUUCCAUGUGAAAUCCAUAGCAAUAACUAUGGUCCUAGUGGAUUUCAUGGAGUCUCUGGCACUGCCACCUUCAUACGGUUGGGAAAAUUUGCCCCCAAAAUCAGCGAGACCAAAUACAAGUGUUUGCUAGAAGGUAAAACUCAGAAACAUUAGUUUGGCCUAGACAGUACCAUGGAGAAAAUUUUAUGAAUUGGUGUCACCAGAUGAACUGGAUGAACAUUAAAACAUGUGACAUUUGGGACAAAAUGCCAUGUCAUGCUGCAACAUUGUCAACCUCCCGCACUCAAAAGUCAUGGGUCAGGUCCCCAGAAAUCAGGAAUUUGACUUAAUUUUGGCUUGACUCUUUAGUGUGAACAUUGUCACAUUUCCACGUAACCGUGAGAGCUAGAGAAUUCCUUAAAAAAAAUGGGUCAGCCUGUUGCCCCUGGGGCUUUAAGGAAAAAAAAACAAUCCCCCACCAAAUAUCACGAGUCUUGCAAUAAAGUCAUGAGAGUUGGCAAUACGGCUGCUGGGAGAUAUUAAUGAGAUGGUGUGCAAGAUGAGCAAAGUAAUUAUCCUGCUAUAAUUAGGUAGAUCAAUCAGAUCAGUUUUUGAGAGCACAUUAUGGAAAAAAAAAUGGUCCACACAGGAGAGAAAAUGGCACUAAAACAAAUGUGGUGUCAGAGGUUGGGUAUGUUGAGGCUAAAGAACUAAAGGAGGGAGAGGAUAACUUGCAGAGAACAUCGGUGGAGGUUAUGAAAAGGGCAGGGAGAGAUUAUUCACUUGUUAAGAAAAGAACAAGAAGAAAUAAGCUUACGCUGCAGAAGGGAAAAUUAAAUAUUAAUAGGUUGGAGCGCAGGAAAAUAAGAACAGUUAAUCAAUGGAACGAACUGCCAAGGGAGACUGUGGACUCAGCAUUACUGGAGAGAUUGCAGGCUGAGCCCCUGUGCCAGCAAUAGGACUGAGUCUGUUGUCUCGACAUCCCACCAUGCAGAAAGGGGGAUUUGAACACAUCGCUGAAGCCUGCAGACCUUGUAAAGCCAAGCUGGUGCUGCAGGGCAAUGCAGCUGGUGCUGCAGCUUCUCCAGAGGCGUCAGGGUGUGGGCUUUAAUGCAACACCACUCGUCCAGUUGACUGGCUGCGGGAACACCAGUGCUGCUCCUCAGUCACUGCCUCUGGCUCAUGCCUUACACCAGAUUAACACCAACUGAUUCAACUACCCUCCUAAUCAUCCUCUCUCAGGGCUGGUCUACACUACACAGUUAGGUCGAGGUAAGGCAGGUUAUGUCAACCUAACUAUGUCAGUGUCUCCCCUACAGACUUGCUCCCGCUGAUGUAAAUGCCCUAUUACACCGACAUAAAAAUUCCACCUCCAUGAGAGGCAUAGGGCUUAUAUCGGUGUAGUUACGGUGACGCAGGAGCUGUGGAAUUGACAAGAAAGCCCCUCCCCGCCCCGGCUCCCCUGGAGAAGCCCAAGAGUCCCCCUGCCGGGAACCAGGCAAUCUUGAGCUGUGAAAUUGACAAGGCUGGCCGGCUCCCUGUGGGGAGCAGGCGGGGGUGAGGGAGGGGGGUGAUAAGCCCCGGGUGGCUUCCCCCCACUCCCUGCAGGCAAUGGGGAGCAGCGGGGGCAGCCCACUGUUAGCCCAGGAGCCUGUGGGGCAGCCAGGCUCCUGGCAGGGAGCUGCCGGCGGAGCUGAGAGACUGGGCUCCCAGCCGCCCUCUGCCCCACUGCCCCUCUUAGGUCGGUGGAAGUGUCCCUGGUGAGGAUGCACACCACUGACCCAAGGAGUAUCGACAUGAACCACCACAAUAAUUACUGUGCAGACAUACUUUCAGUCUCUGCUAUGUUCUCUGAAUUCCAGCAGUCAUGGACCACAAUGCCACUUGUUAGUGCUGUACAAACAAAGAACAAAAAGAUGGCCCUGCCCCAAAGAGCUUCCAGUCUAUAUUUUGGCACCAUUAUCAUCAGGCAUUUACCAAGUUACCCACCCCUCUGAGUGACGUAGUUACACUGACCUAACCCCCUGUGUAGACAGCGCUAUGUCAGCGGGAGAGCUUCUCCCAUCAACAUAGGUGCUGCCUCUUGGGGAAGUGGAUUAACUAUGUCGACAAGAGAGCUCUCUCCUGUCGGCUUAGAGCAUCUUCAUUAAAGCACUACAGCUGCAUCAGCACAGCUGUGCCAAGGCAGUGUUUUAAGUGUAGACUUGCUCUCAGGCAAAGAGUGACCUCUACAGUCACUGCAAAUUUGGAAGGAGCUAGUCUUAAUAAACCCCCAUAGGAACAUUGCUCCAAUACUGUAAAGAACAAGAAUGGAAGGUUUUCGAUAUUUUGGCCAUACGUGGACUUGGAAGGAGCAGGUUUUUUGUCAGUGAGUGUUGGUUUCCCCACACACACGCAAACCAACAAAAAAUAUUUCCAUCAAUAAUAAUUGAAAUGUACAGCUAGGCAAAGUAAGAGAAUUGCUGCUUAAGAACUUAGAGUUUGCCCAGUUCUUAAAUCAAUGAGGCACAAGACCAUGUAAGUGACUUGCCCGCGGUCACACUGGAGGGCUGGCUAAUCUGAGAGUUGAACCCAGAUCCCUGGCCACUAAACUCUCCUACUUUACAAGGAUGCCCAUCCCAUACUCAGUCAAGCUGUCUCAGCCACACUUACUUGCCUGGCUUCUCCUCAUAAGUAGACUCUACAUCUCUGUAGUCUGCUGGGGGAGUGGCUCCUCCCCCUCUGGGUCUGUGGGCAGCCAAGCUGCCCCACGACAUCUCUGGGGGGGGGUCGCCUGACAUGGGGAAUCAGCGGGGCGAUGGGAGACGUGAGCUCAGGCCUGUGAUCAGGGCCAAACAAACACAGUUACGGAGUCCCAGCCCCUGGUCAGGGCAGGGCAGCAAAGAGUCUCUGGCUCAGGCCUGCACUCAGGCUGAGCGGCAAACAGUCGGGCCUCCUAAUUCUGGCAGAGGGCCAACAAGCGCAGGCUUCUCGCCUAAGAGAUGGGGAGACUGCCACCCACGGAUUGGGGUGGCAGGGAGGACGCCAGCCCACCCACUCCACUGCAUCCCGGCCCAGGGCCCUAGCAGUGCCAGAGCGGUCUGCCACUGGGUCAGCGGGGAUCCUGACUACAAUGCGCUGACUCACUUGCUGUCAACAUUGCAGCCAGACAGCGGUCGGCUCCCCUGGGGCCACUGCCUAACUCCCCCUCAGGGUGUACUUGGCUCUGUAGAGGGUCAUCCGGGAAGAAGGCCUCUGUCAGCGCUUGCAGCUCCUCCGUGCUCGGAUCUGUAAAUGGCCCUGGCCAGUCCUUGGCUCCCUUGGGGUCUGCAGCAGCCUCCCAGCUCAGGAGCUCACAGGAGGCAUCUGGCUUCUUCGGUGGCUACCUCCCAACUGAGUUCUCCGGCCUGCCUUUUGUACUUCCGCUCCUGCUCACUAACUUCUGGCGGGAGGGUUUAGCAUGGCGUGACUCUCCCACCAGGGUUCAAUGAAGGGCUCCUCCCCCUCCAGGUCUGUGGGCGGCCAAUCCGCCCCACUACAAUCUCCCAGACAAUGCUGUGAUGUCAAUCAUCUUUCACACACCUGCUGGGCUUACAUUGCCCUUUAUUUAUUUAUUUUAAUUUAUAACUCCAGUAUCUAUUCGGAGAGUCACUCUGUGUUUAUUUAUUUCCAGUAUCAAACCGAUUUGUUGUACACAACCACUUGGCUGUGUAACUGUACUGUGACCAAGCAAAGAGCUCUGUUUCUGCAUCACUGCUUUCUUCUCUAACUAUAUGCUUUUAUAUGGGGGUACCUAUAUAUUUGCAAUUUGCAUACAAAGCAACACACCUUUGCAAUAUGGUUGCAUUUAAUGGCCCUUUGGCGACUGCCAGUAGCAAAAAUCCCCAACUGCUGGAGACAGGACACUAGAUGGGGAGGGCUCUGAGUUACUACAGAGAUUUCUUUCCCAGGUGUCUGGACGGUGGGUUUUGCCAAUGUGUUCAGGGUCUCACUGAUCACCAGAUUUGGAGUCCGGAAGGAAUUUUCCCAUAGGUCAGAUUGGCAGAGACCCUGGGGGGGUUUCGCCUUCCUCUGCAGCAUGGGGCACAGGUCACUUGCAGGUUUAAACUAGAGAAAAUGGUGGAUUCUCUGUAACUUGAAGUCUUUAAACCAUGAUUUGAGGACUUUGCUAACUCAACCACAGGUUAGGGGUCUACUUACUUCUGUGCCAAAAAAAAAAAAAAAAAUUCUGCACACACUACUUUAAAAUUCUGCAAAUUAUAUCUGUCAAAUAAAUGUGGAGGCUCCAGCAUGGCAUUGGGGAGCACAGGCCACCAGCUGCACAGAGGUAGGAGAUCACUGUGCAGCUCCUAGGGUGACCAGAUGUCCCGAUUUUAUAGGGACAGUCCCGAUUUUUGGGUCUUUUUCUUAUAUAGGCUCCUAUUACCCCCCAACCCCGUCCUGAUUUUUCACACUUGCUGUCCGGUCACCCUAGCAGCUCCCACCCCCCAGGACAUGGACUCAGCAGUGAGGCUGCACCCAACCCUGACACAGUGCAAGGAUGGGCCUGCCCCAGAAACACCCUAGGGCCUCUCCAUGCCAGGUGCGGGCAGGCAGGCUCAGCAAGGCAGGAUCCAAAUGUGGAGGGGCUUAGUGUGGGGGGAUCCAGGUGUGAAUGGAGAGGGUUUUGUGGGGGGCAAUCUGGGUGUGGGCAGCUGAGUGGGGGAUCUGGGUGCAAGGGGGAUCUGGAUGCACAGGAGCUUGUUGGGGGGUUCUGGGUGAAACAGUGAUGGGACUCUGCAGGGGGGUCCAGGUGAAGGUGGUUGAGGCUCAGCGGGGGGAGUCUGGGGAGCUAGAGCUCAGCUGGGGGGGUUGGUGUGGGGAAGCUCAGUGGGGGUCCAGAUGCAACUGGUUGGGGCUCAGUGGGGUGGGGAUCUGGGUGCUGGUGGCUUGUCUGGGUGGUCCAGGUGCAGGAGGAGUGGGAGUCGUGGGCGGGGUUCUGAGUGUGUGGGGGGGUGAGGCUCGGCAGGAGGGUCUGGAUGCAUGGGGGUUGGGUGAAUGGGGGAGCAGCUACCUGUACAGGGACCUCUCCCCCUGAAGCUGAGGAGCAAUGGGUGCAGGAAGGGGGCAGGGAGAGUUUGCAGAGCUUCCUGCAGCUGGUGGGUCUGACCCGGCUCUGUAUGUUGUGCAGGAGAAGAGGAAGUCCCGUCCUCUCCAGCCCAUAUGGGACUAGAAGCUGAGCCUGGCGCAGGAUAGGAGCCACUAGCCGGGUCUUCCCGAGUCCCGCCUCCUGCCCCACAGUGAUUUACCGCUCUACUGGCUACCCUGGGCCCCUGAAAUAUACUGCUGGGGAGGGUGGCAUGACAACUCUUGUAGCUUCCCUUUGCUUCUCCGUCAAAGUAAUUUUGUUGCAGGAAAGCAAAAAAUCUGUGGAGGACAUAUAUUCUGUGCAUGUGCAGUGGCACAGGAGUUUGUCUCAGGAGUAUAUCUAUUAUAGGAGUGGAAGAGUUCUGUGCCCUGCAAUGUACAGGAGGUCAGACUCAAUGAAGUCUAUGAGUCUAUAAUGCACGUACAAUACUGCAGACCUAUGGUUGGACACUUUUGUGUUGAUGGCUUCCACAUUUCCUGCAAACAAGUCUCUAGUCUCUGCUGUUUACUGGUGUGGUCUAGUAGACAAAGCACUGGAUUGGAACUACAUCACUCAAGGGUGUGGAUUUUUCACCCCCUGGCUUCUAGUCUCCGCUCUGCCGCUAGCCUGGCUGGCUGACUUUGGGCAAGUCACUUUCCCACUAUGUGUCUCAGUUUCCCCAUCUGUAAAACUGGGAUAAUGAAACCAACCUUCAUAAAGUAUGUUGAGAUCUGCUGAUGAAAAGCACCAUACAUGAGCAAGGUAUCAUUAUUUUAUCGCUAUGCUUUGUUAUGCAUUUUUACUUGGAGGUACUUCUUUCUGCAUUCUAAUACUCACUUGGGAAGUAGGGGAGCCCUACAACCAUCCACUGGCCUUCAGGGUCCAGCCUAUUUUUCCUAAUACCCCUGCUGUGAGCUGGUUAUUGGUCAUGCCACAAACAACAUGUUCCAGAGUUAGUCCACCUAUUGGCUAUUUCGUUUCACAGCCCUUUGCUUUAUAAUGCAGGUCUGUAAUGUGAUGCUUUCAGUAAAGGCCGGGCACAGAGGAGUGCUGAGUGAUGCAGCUCAUGGAGAUAAACCCGAGCUAGCUUGAAUUGAGCUAACUUUGCUACCGGAGCGGUGAAGCUGCCAAGAAGCCUGGGUGAUUAUUUAUGCGGCUAGCCUGCAUCGAAGCACAGGCUGCUGCAGCUUCAUGGCUACCCGUACCCAAGCCAGCUAAAUCCAAGCUAGCUUGGGUACGUCUACAUGUGCUCCAGUCACACCCUCUGACUGCCGUCUCAUGAGAUGCAGUGGGAUUACAAAAGGUUAAUAUCCCCAGUCACCCAGCAGGGGGCAGUAUCACUAACUGUGGUCAGAACUCACUAAUUCAAUACUUGGUGGAUUUUCUCCAGAUCAUGUGUGGUCUCCUUGCUGGGGCAGCGACCCAGGUGCCUGGAGGAAGAUUUUUAUUCUGAGCAGUUAAAAAAAACAAAUGGUCUUGUUAAAAAACAUGCUGAGCUUCGCACACCUGCCCCGGACUGGAGAAAGGCUGGUGCUGGUCAAGUUUGAGCAAGCCCAUCCCUUCAGCAAAGGGUUCAGAAACAUCCUAACCCACCCGAGUCCUCCAAUGAACACUCCAGCAGAACCAGAGGUGGGCAGAUUUGACGCUCCUAGAACUGCUAAGGGAAAAAAGAAGCGACAUUUCUCCCAGCCUCUGUCUCUUGGGGAAGGUCUUCACCGCAGUCAAGGUGUGUGACUGCAGCACAGAGACCCAUACCUGAACUAGCUUUGAUCUCGCUAGCAUGGAUACCAAUAGUAGUGAAUUCUCUACUUCAGCAUAUGGGGAACAGCAUAUGGGUAUGUACUGAGGUGGCUAGCUAGCUACCUCCCCUUACACAGGUUUUUUAAACACAGGCCUUACACGAGUAGAACUCGGAGGUUUAACCCAACUCAGACAGCAACUGCCUGCAUGACCCAGCUCUCUGCCUGCCAGCCCAUCCUCUCUUACAGACAGCAAUCUAGUGUGAAUUCCUCCCUCACAUCCCUAAAUACACUGAUUCUCUGGACUGGCAAGCGUGACAGGUUAUCAUUGGAAAAGAAAACCCUAGUGCUCCGUUCCCCUCUCACUCGCGCCGAUUUUACAGCAGCAUCAUCCCAUUGCGUUCAGCAGAGCAACUCCUGAUUUACAUCCAGAGGCCCCAACCCCACGUAGAAACUUUGCUCGAGUCUGAACACCACCGCACUCUUUGCUGAGAGUCCGGCUGCGAGCGGGAGGGAAGGUGGGAUCGGAGAUGCUGUUCCUUUAAGAAGUUCUAAAGCCAGCUCUGGAAGGUUCCUGUUAUUCCAUGCCUCUGGCACAGCAAUCCUCUCCCUCCCCCACCCUGAGUCCCAGCUGUAUAAAUGAAGCUCCAGUGAGCUGGCGGGCGUCCCUCACUCAAUAGCCAGCAGCUCAGGAAGCAGCUCUGCUCUCCCAGGCACUGACAGGUACCGUGUGCAGUGCUGAUGGGGGCAGCAUCCAUAACAAAGAUGCUCAUGGUUUGGCUAUUGCUGUCAGUGGGCCUGGCCCGGGUGGCUCUGGGGAGCACAGUUCAUCUCAGGAGAGCCAAUGACAGGAACGGUAGAUGCAUCUACUCAUUUGCCGUACCCAGCCCGAAUGAGGCCAGCUGUCCAGAACUGGGCCAGGCAACAUCAGCCAUCCGGGAGCUCCAGAGGGAGAGCAACAUGCAGCGCUCAGAGCUAGAGUCAGCCAAGGCCAGGCUGAGCCUCCUGGAGAACUUGGUGACCCAGCUGCACAUGGCGCUGGGGACAGGGGGCUCCUCCGCUUCUGCUGCGGAGCUCCAGAGAGAGCUGGACAGGCUGAGGAUGGAGAGAGCCCAGCAGGAGUCUCAAAUCAGCAGGCUGGAGGCUGCCUACAGCACCCUUGGGCAGGAGAAGUCCUUCCUGGAAGAGGAGAAGAGGCGACUGGAGCAGGAAAAAGCUGAGCUGGGAAGGAGGCUGGAGAGCAACACCCAGGAGACAGCUCGGCUGAGGGCCAGCCAGCAUCACCAGGUCAGCGAGGCGCCCGCCCAGGACUCCCAGCAAGGCUCCCAAGAAGUUUCCAAGUGGGAUAUGGAGAGUUUUGACUAUCAGGAGCUGAAAUCUGAGCUGACAGAGGUGCCCGCUUCCAGCGUCUUCGAGGAGCACCCCUCCUCCAGCCACCCUGCCACUGGGGACACGGCCACUGGGUGUGGAGAGCUGGUCUGGGUGGGGGAACCUGUGACCUUCCGCAGGGCUGAAACUAUUGCUGGCAAGUAUGGCGUAUGGAUGAAGGACCCAGAGCCUGUUCCCCCCUACACCUGCGAGACCACCUGGAGAGUCGAUGCCAUUGGCACUGACAUCCGCCAGGUCUUUGAAUAUGACGACGCUGAUCAGUUCAUGAAGGGCUAUCCCUCCAAGGUUCACGUCCUGCCCCGGUCCAUGGAGAGCACUGGAGCCAUCAUAUACAGGGGCUCCCUGUACUUCCAGCGGCGCAAGUCCAGGACGGUGGCCAAGUACAACCUGAAGACAGAAACGAUCCCAGUCCAAAAGGACAUCCCCAGUGCUGGCUACCAUGGCCAAUUCCCCUAUUCCUGGGGUGGGUACACAGACAUUGACCUAGCUGUUGAUGAGAUGGGGCUGUGGGUGACAUACAGCACAGACAAGGCCAAAGGGGCCAUCGUCCUCUCCAAACUGGAUCCAGAGACACUGGAGGUUGAGCAGACCUGGGAAACCAACAUCCGCAAGCAAGCCGUGGCCAAUUCCUUUAUGAUCUGUGGCACCUUGUACACCAUCAGUAGCUACUCAGCCCCAGAUGCCACCGUCAACUUUGCCUACCACACGGCCACCAGCACCAGCGAGCCGCUGAGCAUCCGCUUCGAGAACCGCUAUGGGUACAGCAGCAUGGUGGACUACAACCCCACGGAGAGAAAGCUCUUCGCUUGGGACAAUUUCAACAUGGUCACCUAUGACAUCAGACUCUCCACGAUAUGAGGAGCCUCAGGGCAGGAGGAGGACACAUCAUGCUCAUUGCUAACUAGCAGCUCGUGGGCUAGGGGCAAGUCUAGCCAGCUGUCAAUCUCAUACAUUUGCUCUUCCUAUUCUUCCUGAGCUUUCCUUAGACUCAGCCCUGAGCCCCUUACUCAGGCAGAGUGCUCAUUGAACUGGGCAAAGACUCCAGGCCUUGCCCUAGAUCAGAGGUUCAUAUUCUGAGAGCACCAGUGGGGCUCAAAUAACAAUAGAGUGGGAAUAACUUUGCGCCACUUGGGAACGUACGUGCAAUAGGCAUUUACAGCCCUGGCGUCAUUCCCCUUGCCUCUCUCUGAAUUACACACGGGAUGAAUUUGGAACAUGUAGAAAAAAAAGUAACAAGUUGUUCAGGGUUAUGCAACAUUUGGAGCGUGUGGGCCAAUUGCAUAGAUCUAGAAUGACUAAACCUGCCUGCGCCCUUGGCUAAAAGACACUGUGAUUCCAGCCAAGCAGACCAACCCGUUCAUGGCAGGAGGCUAAUAAUAUUUUAGGGGAGAGAGGUAGCUGGGUACCAUCUUCACAAAAUGGCUAAUAAAAACCCAGUGACCAUCAGCCAACCAUAUUCCUGCCCAGCAUCAGCUGAGACAAGGGGAAUGUGCUAUGCAGUCAACACCAGGUGCUAGCCAAGGCGGCGUUGACAGGAGCAGAUUCUGCAAAGUUGUGUCACACCCAGAUUCAGUAGGAGAACAUCAAGGCCUAAAGACUUAGCUCCAACACCCAAAUAAGCCAAUGGAAAGACUCCAGCUGACUUCACUGAGCUUUGGAUUGGGUCCUUAGUGGGCUGACUUGGCAGGGGCAUCUCAGAAAUGUGCUGCAGGAGUUAAAAAUGACUAGACAUGCCAGGCAGCGGGCACCCUACAAGAGAGCUUUCAGCUGCUGCGUAUAAACCCUUCCAUUGCCAGCCUCUCUCCUCCUAAGCACAGUGCAUGCCUUGUCGGGACCAAGCUUCUGCUGGGAGCCCAGCAGCCACCUCUACAGAUUAUCAUGAGCCAGAGAACGUGGGAGGAGAAGACAGGAACUCACCCAGCUUGGUAUCUCUGCAGCAUAAGCAACUGCUCUGCAGCAGCAAUUGACCAGUAAUUAAAGCAGGAGUCAAAGAUGGGCCCAAGCUGCAGAGAGGCCAGGUCCAAUGAUUCACACCUCACCUAAGCAUAGGGCCAUUCCGCUCUAGGGGCUUUGAGUCUGUUCAGCGUCUCACACAGUUACACAAUAGCAAUUGAGUGUGUGGGGCUCUGGCCGAACUAGCCGCCUACCUGCAAGAAACAUGGCCGCCUCAGUUCCCAUUCCAGUAAAGACAAAAAUGAAGCAUUACUUGUUUAACACAAUUCUGUUAAGUCAUUAGACAUUUUAGCAAAAUAAAUUUAAGGAGGGUUGUUCAUGAAAGAUGGGAUCCUAGAAUUUAAGGCAUGAUCUCAAAUCCACUGAAGUCAAUGGAAAGUCUCCCAUUGACUCUAGUGAGCAAUAGAACAGAUCUCUGUUUAUCCCAGACUAUGGUUAUUAACUCAGAAAGAGAAGCAAUGUCUAACUGUUCUUGCUGUUUCUAGCUCUCAAUCCAGAUAACUCCGCUGAUUACACUGUAACUUAGACACUCUUUGGGAUAGGCAUGGCAUUAGAUCAGGUAUGGCUAAGCAUACGGGUGUUUUUAAGAACACACACAUUUAAAGUAUUUAGUGUAUAAAUCCUGUAGCUGGCUUGUUUUUUCUGUUUGCUUUCAAAGCCUAAUCCAUGCAGGUUGUAUUGAAGCCUCCUGGAUGAAAGCGAAGGUCCAAUGUGCUGAUGAUUACGUGGAAGUAGUCUGUGAUAAUAAUAGAUAAUAAACCCUCCUCCCCCACAACAAUCCACAGUGGCAGCUUCUUGUUGGCAGAUUUCUUGUUUCAUUGCAACAUGCUGCAGGGAAUUCCAGGCUACAGGCCACCUUUACAGGAGAGUUCAGGACUCGAUUUUCAGGAGCUCAGCUCCUAUUUAGGCACUGGUUUCUAAUUUGAGCUCUUCCACAGGCUUGCUGGGUGACUUUGCUGAGUCACGUCCCUGCUCCGUGCCUCAGUUUCCCCAUCUGGAAAAUGGGGAUGAUGAUACUGACCUCCUUUAUAAAGGUCAGUAGAUAAGAGCUAGGUAUUACUAAAGCCAAGGGGAACUUUGCCAUUGACUUCAAUGGAGCCAGGAUUUCAUCUACUGAAGGAAUAUCACCAUGACUACAACAACAAAUGCCACUGUAGAAUAAGAGGAGGCAGAGAAAUGGAAAGACUUAAAUCCUGCAGUAGAGAGAGAGCUGACUGAUUACAGGAAAGCUGGGAACCUAACAUUAACUGGUUUAAAAAUAUCAGUUGAUUACCUUUUACAGUCAGUAGAAUAUAUGUUAGCUGUAACCCCUAAUAGAUGGAGCUUCAGAUCAUCUGUAUUUGAUUAUCCUGAGGGGACCUCCGGUAUUGGGGAUGGAAAGAAAUAACUUGUCAGCCCUUUCAGUAUA
Malaclemys terrapin pileata is the source of this 14853-nucleotide messenger RNA. RefSeq names its product myocilin (gene MYOC). Gene Ontology annotation, cellular component: Golgi apparatus. Lineage: Eukaryota; Metazoa; Chordata; Testudines; Emydidae. Bases 10845 to 12350 code for a protein of 501 amino acids. The transcript has 3 exons. The record is from RefSeq and is a predicted model, not a curated record. Gene Ontology annotation, biological process: osteoblast differentiation; signal transduction.